Tetrahymena thermophila SB210 is the source of this 4167-nucleotide messenger RNA. Its product is annotated as cation channel family protein. Gene Ontology annotation, molecular function: monoatomic ion channel activity. Gene Ontology annotation, biological process: monoatomic ion transport; transmembrane transport. NCBI's taxonomy places the organism in Eukaryota, Ciliophora, Oligohymenophorea, Hymenostomatida, Tetrahymenidae. The record is from RefSeq and is a predicted model, not a curated record. Gene Ontology annotation, cellular component: membrane. The transcript has 8 exons.
UAAGUGUAAUUUAAUAGCAUGUUUUUUGAUUAGGUUGAUAACUUGCAAAACCGAAAAAAGUAGAAAAACCUAUAAAAUUAACAAAAUAUUCCAUAAGGCGAUGAUGAUGAAGUCACUUAUGGUAGCUUUGGAGAUUUUAAUUAAGAAAUAAAAGACCUUAAGAAUUAAUUUGAGCAGAUUAAUUGUAUGCAUUAAUGUAGAGAUAAUCAGGAAGAAAAUAGCUAAGAUUAAUCUUAAGAAGUUUAAAUCUGUUUUGAAGAUUAAAAAUAUGUCAUAAACUCUCCUCCUUAGACGAUUGAAUAUAUAAAUCCAUUUAAAAUGUUAGAGAAUCACAAUAAAAAUGUCAAAGGUUUUUAAAAAAAGCAUAGAAAAUCUAUAUUUUAGGAAGAGUCGCUUUUAAAAUAAAUGACAUCUAUGAAUUAGCAAUCUUUAGAGGUUAGUUCAAGCAGAUAUGAGAAUUUGUUUGAUCACCAAAACGCUAUUGAAACACUUAAUGAUACUAAAAAUGAAAUGAUAGGCAUCAAAAACUAAAAAAUAUAGACUAGUUAAAAACUUUAGAGUAGCUUAUAAGUAUAAUAAGAUAAUGAUAAUUCCUAGCAUAAGCUAAAAAAAAUUGAUGCAUGUGAGUCAUAAAUAAAAAAUAAGAGCUAAAGAACAUUAUUGCAAAAUAUUUUUGAAAAGAGUUAACACUAAAAAAAGAAUAUAAGCUUAGCCAAGAAAGUAGAACUUUAUAGUAAAAAAUUUAUCACUCUACUUAAAAAUAAGAGAAUAAACAGAAGGCCUGAAAAUUUGACUGUUGAGUAAAGAAAAUUAAUAAAUGAUAAUUCAGAUCAAAUUAACACCUUUUCAAGCUUUGCAAGGUCUAACUUUCUCUUAAAUUUGAUGAAUUAUCACUUCUUUAAAUUUCUAAAUAAUUCAGAAUCUAAUCACAUUUUCAUGCCUACAGAUAAUUUCAAAAUAGUUUGGGACUCUUUUUAAAUUAUUUUCAAUUUUAUUUUUCUCUUUGCUUAUUCGAUAUUUCUCAUAUUUUAAGAGACAAAUAAAGAUCUUUAGUAUUUAAACAAUGCAUUUAAAGUUUUUACUCUAUUUUCUUUUUUAGAUAUACUUAUAAAUUGCAAUUCAUCCUAUUAUGUAAACGACUCGAUUAUGAUUGAGAGAAAGUAAAUAAUCAUUAAUUAUAUGAAAUCUAACUUCAUAUUAGAUUUUAUUAGUUUCUCUGCUUCGAUGUAUUAGGUAAUCAACUACCAUCACACUAUUGUGUACAACCCUGAUCACUAAAUUCAAAUUUACUUAAUAAAUAUUUUAAUAUUUUUAAGAUUCUGUGGUAUUUAUUCAAAGAGGAGAGUUUUUGAUAAUAUACAAUAGCUAAGCAGUUUCUAAAGACAUUCUAUCAAAAUAUUCAAUCAACUCGUAUUUAUGGUUACAGUUGCUCAUAUAAUGGGGAUUUUUUGGUAUUUAUUGGGAUUAUAUGAGCAGCUCCAAGGCAUAGAAGUAGUUUGGUACACUAAAUAUUAAUAGAAUUUAUAACAAAGUGUUUAGCUAUAUAUUUGCAGCUUUUACUGGAGUGUCACAACAAUGAUUACUGUUGGGUAUGGAGACAUUACACCUCAAAAUUCACUAGAAAGUAUGUUUUGUGCUGUUUCUAUGAUAAUAUUUAGCUGUGUAUAUGCAUAUUCUAUAAAUAAUAUUGGUAUUAUAUUGGAGGAAAUUGAAAAAGCAUCUAAAGAAAUGAAUGACAAUAUAAUUGUUAUGCAAAGAUAUUUGAGGAGAAGAAAUGUUCGUACUUAGCUAAAAGACAGGAUUAAGCAAUAUUUAAAUUUUUUAAGUCAAGAAUAAAGAGAUAGAAACAAGUAGGCAGAAGAUAAAGUAAUUGGAAUACUUUCUAAUAAACUGAGAGAUGAGCUGACUUAAGAAGUCAAUAACAAAAUGUUAAAGACCUGUUCUAUUUUUUAUAAACUAUUUUCUUAAUAAACCUUAAUUAAUUUGUCGAAACAUAUAAAAGAAAUUGAAGUUUCUCCUAAUGAAGUUAUUUAUUGCGAAAAUGAUAUUGGCAAUUAAGCUAUCUACUUUAUUUUAGAUGGGCUUAUUGAAAUUUAUUCAGAUCAUGGUAAUAAUAAAACUGUAUUAAAUGUAUUAAAAUAAAAUCAAUACUUUGGAGAGUUUUCAUUUUUCACAGGCUUACAAAGGAGCUAUUCAGUUAGGAGUGUUAAUUUAUCAACACUCUUUUAUUUGACUAGAGAGGAUUUCUUAUUUGUAAUAAAAAAUUGUAAAGAAGACUUUCAAAGAUAUAAAAUGUUGGAGGAAAAGGCUUGCAUAGGCAAAAUUGUUUCAGGCAUUAACAUUAAAGGUUGUUAAGCUUGUAAUUCAAUCGACCACUUCAUUAAAGAUUGCAAUUAGAUUCAUUUAGUCCUCGAUUAAUAAUUUAUAGCUCUAAGACACAAUUAUUAUGAGUUUUAAAAUAGAAAUUCUAAAAUUGCAAGAAAACUUAGAAAAAAUUAACUUAAAUCACCUCUAUUAGAUAUCAAAAAGAAUAAAGAAUUUUCAAAAAUGUUGAUGCAUAAAAUAUCUUAAUAAGGUGGAUAAGCUUAUGAUAUAGUUAAAAUGUAUAGCCUUGAGGACUAUAAUUAUCAAAGUUAAUAAAUAAUCCAAAAUUAGUCCUAUAUAAGUGACAAUAGUGAGACAUCUUCAAAUAGCUAGUCUGAUAUUGAAUUGAAGAGUAAGAAGUCAAGUGAUUAUCAAGAGAAUUAGAACAGUAUUAAAAAAAAAUUUAUGUAGGAAAACCAAAAUAAAUUAAUAGUUUAAACAACAAAUUAAUCAUAAAUUUCGAUGUUAUUUCAGGAAAAUGCUACAUAAAAUAGCGAACAUACUAAACAUACAAUAAAGACAAUUGAAUGCCCUAAUUCAAUAGUCUUUUGCCCAGGUACAGAAAAGAAGCUGAAUUAAGAAGAUGUACAUUCGAAUUCACCCUCUUGUAGUGAAAUAUAGUUAAACAUAAACGAAUUAAAAAUUCCUUCACUUUUAGAAAACAAAAAGCAUAGUAUGCAGAUAAAUUCAUCAAAUAUAGAAAUUUUCGAAAAUUAAAUUAAAGCAAAAACAUUUACUGAAUUAAAAAACGAAAAUAAUGUUAAACCCACAAAGUAAGCUUUCAUAUAAAGAUGCCAUAAAGAAUAAACAAGGUAAUUUGGAGAUAUAGAGAAUAAUAAAUCAAUUUUAUUUCAUAAUAGUAGUAAUAUUGCUAGUAGUAAUAAUAUGAAUAGUGUUAAUAAUAAUAAUAAUAAUAAUAAUAUGAAUAGUGUUAAUAAUAAUAAUAUGAAUAGUGUUAGUAAUAAUAAUAUGAAUAGUAUUAGCAAUAAAUAAAAACUAAAAGCAAAUAAUUCAACAACAACAACAGAAACAUUAAAAGUUUUUGACUCAAACCUGUAUGAAAAUUAUGAAUAAACUAAAAAUUAUUCAAGAAAAAAAAAUUCAUCCAGAACUAAGUUCAAUGAUGAUGACUAAAAUGUUUUAAUAUAAUAAUAGCAUUCAAGCUUGUAACCAUUAAUUUAAAAAGUGUAACCUUCUUUCUAAAUUUUUGAAGAGCUUGUCAAAGAAUAAAAUGAUAAAAAAUAAGUUACUCUGAAUGAAAAAUAAACUUCUGAACAUAAUUUGUAAGUUGAAAAUUAAAAUUAAAAUUAAAGAGUUCAAUUCAUGAAUAAUUAAUAUUUAUCUGCCUUAGCAUAAACAUUUGAUCAUUAAAAUUCUCAUAUAACAGAUAAAAAUCUUGUUGAAUUGAUGCUGGCAGAUAUUCUUACCAAAAAGAGUGCCUCAAGCUAAUAAAAAAACAUAUUAAUUAAUAGCAACUAAUUCUAAAAUUUCGAUAAAAUGUAUAUUUUUUCAUGCUUUUUUCCUCAUAAUAAUUUUAAUUAAGUAAUUUAUAAUAUCAAAGUUAAAAAAUCUUAAAAAUAUAUCAAAAAACUGACCUAGAAAAUAAACACGAGGAGAUAAAAUAUUUAUAUGCAAGAUUAACAAUAAAUUAAAUCGUUUAUAUAAAAAGUAUUUACUGGAUAAUAGUUUACUACUUUAUUAGGUGACUCUUAAAACACUAAAUAUAAUCCUACCACACUUUCAUAUGGCAUAUGCUCAAAAAAAACAAGAUUAUAUCCAAUCAAAAAAAAUUUUAUAUAAUGA